This is a messenger RNA of Durusdinium trenchii, 3099 nucleotides long. The record is from the annotation of a GenBank genome assembly. NCBI's taxonomy places the organism in Eukaryota, Dinophyceae, Suessiales, Symbiodiniaceae.
GACGGACUGUUCAGCUCUUUCCCGCGACGGAUCCUGGACGCUUCCGAUCCGAACUGCGCCAUGAACCCUUGACGACGCGGCGCCACCGCUGCGUCCUCGCGCUCGCCGCGUGCGUGGACCGGGCGAAGGAUGUCGCUGGGACGGAAGAAUCGGUGGAAGGGAACGGCAGAACCAUCGAUGUUUCAUCCGAAAGACGGUGCUACUCGGUGGAAGCAGUGGGGAGAAAGGACCAGAUGGUUCGGUUCAUGUGGUCGUUUCAUUCGUUGGUGUCCCCACUUUCCCACGUUCCGACGGCCUUUCAGAUCCACAUGGUACACUCGGUGCGCAGGACCGAGAUCCCCCACCCGGUCCCCCCAAAAAGGGACCCGUCACCGGUGAAGGCAAGAGGUCACGGCACACCGAACGAACAGGCUCACAGCGGCAUGCUGUGCUGCGAUGACAAGUCGUAGACUACUUAUAGGACCCGACUGGGGUACCUAUGGGAUAGUCUAUGAGGUUCAGGGUUGACAGAAUGUGUUGUGGAGGUCGAGACUCACAUGUGCUGCUUUUUUUCGUACGUUGUUGUUUCCACUAAUUUUCUUCACUCUUUCAGGCUCGCCAACCAGGACACGCAUCGAGUACGCUGCAGGCUCGUGGAGUACGCUGCACUGGCCUUGCCGCUGCUCGCUCUCAUUCUGCUGGCCACCAGGAUUUUGUGGUGUCAAGCUCAGUCAUUGCCCAUUAAUAUUUUCCGUGCCUGUUCAGAACCUAGGGACAAAAACAGACAAACCCUUCUAUCCUGAAUCCUGUCUUCAGUAGCAGCCAGGAUCACAGGUGAAGAUACACAAGCUAGGCCGGCUAAGCCCUAUGUUUCACCUAAAAUAGACAUAUAAACAUAUAUAUAUAUACAUACAGUGUCGUACAGUGACGGAUAUCAGUUUUAUCUAUCCAGGUGAUAUCAAAAAUGUUACUGUCGACGAAACCUUGCGACCAGCCCAUGACUCAUGACACUCGCAAUAUUUUUGGAGGAAUCGGUAUAGAAGGUUCCUGACAAAACCCUGACCCUCAACCGGGCGUUCUCUUGUGCGAAACACAACUGCCCAGAUACAAACAGUUGGCAAAGCGAUUUGUUUUCAUGAGCUGUCAUCUCACUAGCGCUGAUUGCAAGUUUAUCUCAAUUUGGCAUUUGCAGUCAGUACUUUCGGCAGCAGUUCCUUGCACCCAGUUUGCCAUGAAGGAGCACAAAGUACAAAACGUCGGCAUACUUAGUUCAUGGGCGUGUGGAAAUGCAGCUGUGAGCAAAGGCUUUGGUUUGAGCAUCCUACAUGUUAAGUUGUCCGACAGUGUCUUGUGAGUGGAAAUCGAAUUACGGCGCCUACUACCUGACUUCGACUCCGCGCUGACCCAAGGGAUUGUCAAAAAUGGUAUGUUCUUGGCAUCCCAUGCACCGUUGGCCGGGUGCAAGCGCCAGGUCACUUUGUGUCCUUUUGGCCAACCCAUCGCGAUGAAAACAUCGAGAUGGAUGACAGCAAGGCAAAUGGGCUAAAGCGCUUGCUGGGGACACGCGAAGCAAGCCAUGCUUUCCAAGAGUAUCGAGGGGAGCCUUCGUAUUGGCUGUGCUGAGGAGUGACUGAAAAGGGGAGGCCAAUCAUCCAAGGAGGCGGCCUCAGUUCUUGCACCGGCUCCACCGCCAUGCUCGCUCGUGUUGGCCUACCGGUCCUGAAGAGGAUUGCUCGCGUUCGCGCUCGCCACCGGUGGCUCAGAGCGCAAGCGAACGCAUCGACCACGGUCGAGUGAUUCCAACCGUUGCACAGCACAGCGGCAAUGAAGCCGUUUCGCCGCGACACAAGGAACGGACCGGUGGUCGGAUUCGGUUGGAAAGUGCUUUUCUAAAAAUAGUGUUCAGUAUAGACUGUAUCAUAGUAAUUAGUCAUGCAUGUAUAGUACUUCUGCAGAAAGAGUUAUAUAGCGACUUGAAGUGAGUGCGUGCCCGGGCGCGGAAUUGCAUGUAUUUCGUUGUGAAGAAUGCACACAAACGAGCACGGAAUAGUGGAGGAAUGCAACUCAAAAUGAACCUUGUUAAGAGGGCAACAUAGUUCGAAAAAGGUGGAAGUGGAGUGGCCCUGCCAUUUCAAGCUGCUGCAAGAAACUCUCAGAAUUGUUUUUAACAGAAACUCUCUCAGGUAAUCUAAGGUUCAAUGUAUGUGUUCGUGGGUGUAUUCUUUCCAAAUAGCAAUCUCAAGAUUUGCAAGAUCUUGUAAGUUCUGGUGGGCUGAGCCAACUUAACGAUGCAGUUUUGCGCCGUUUGCUGCGAGUAUGAUGAUGUCUGAUGGGCAAAAGAAUGGCGAACUGUCUAUUAUAAUGGCAAUAAGUUGAGAAUGAAUGAGACUAAAUGAUCUGGCAGCAUUCCAGCCAGAGAAAUCUGGUUCUUGUGACAACCGGGAGAAGAUUUGUCAUUCCUCGAAACCCGAAACCGAAAGGGAUGGGCUCUUGUUUGAAAGGUGGCUUGUGGCGCGCGUUUGGAGCAAGCGGAAGAGGCGAAGCUGGGCUGGAACAGCGCAGCUGCCGCUCCGCACGGCGGUGGUGCUGGGCUCCGGCGGCCACACCAUGGAGAUGUUGUCGCUCCUCAAAGAGGUGGAUCAAGAGAGGUAUCGAUGUGAUUUCAUCAUGGCCCAGACAGACUCGAGCUCCCUGAAAAAGGUGCAAGCCACGCGGCCGGACCUCGCGAAGGACCUCACGCGUUUCCACGUGAUCCCACGCAGCCGCGAGGUGGGCCAGUCCUGGAGCUCCUCGCUGCUCACGACCGCUCAGGCCUUCCUUGCUUGCCUUGGACUCGUCUGGGAGUUGAAUCCCCAGGUGCUGCUAGUGAAUGGCCCUGGCACUUGCUUCCCCGUGGUGGCCGCCGUGCUUCUCUUCGAGCUCAUCGCCUUCCGGCGGGUGUCGCUGAUCUUUGUCGAAAGUGUUUGCCGGGUUAAGAGCUUGUCCAUGAGUGGCAAGCUGAUCUAUCCCUUUGCGGAUGCCUUCCUGGUGCAUUGGCCUGAGCUCGUUGAAAGGUAUGCGAAAGCGCAAUAUCUGGGCAUAUUAUUUUGAAGGAAAACAAUAAUACAUAGAAAAUCAAUA